Apus apus (common swift) is the source of this 2930-nucleotide messenger RNA. RefSeq names its product POU class 6 homeobox 1 (gene POU6F1). The record is from RefSeq and is a predicted model, not a curated record. NCBI's taxonomy places the organism in Eukaryota, Metazoa, Chordata, Aves, Apodiformes, Apodidae. The transcript has 15 exons. Gene Ontology annotation, molecular function: DNA-binding transcription factor activity, RNA polymerase II-specific; RNA polymerase II cis-regulatory region sequence-specific DNA binding. Bases 765 to 2594 code for a protein of 609 amino acids. Gene Ontology annotation, biological process: regulation of transcription by RNA polymerase II.
GCCCUUCCAGACCCAUAGGUGAGGUGGGUGUCCCACAGCAAGGCCCAGGGGCAAUGUGGGGUGACCCAGUCAGGCCAGAGCAUUCCCAGGGCUGAGUUUCCCCCAGCACUGGGGAAACUGGUGGGCGAGGGAGUCCCUGGUGCUCUCCCUGCUUCUUCCUGAAUUGCACCCAGCAAAAGAAGCCUCCUCCGAGUUCAUGCAUAAAAGAUCAAUGGAAAUGGUAGUGGCUGCUGAAUCCCCCAGCAGAAGGUGCAGCCAGAGGUCUGGAGCUGGGCAUGAAGAAGCUGUGAUGCAAUUCUGUGUCAAGUUUUAUUUUAAGAAUAGCAUUGCCAUAUGGCUGGCAAUGAAAGGACCAUGCUCAUUUUCAGGCAUCUCAAUCAAGAAUAUCAUUGUUCUCAUCCCUAUUUAAGGCCUCUUGGGACUCCCCAAGAGGAAAAAAACCCUCCAGUAAACGUCAAAAGCUCUGAAAAAUCAGCCCAUGAGUUCGUCUUGUGUCCCCAGCGGGGCAACCUGGAGCAGGCCAGGCAGCUCCUGGCUGUGGGCCACUGGACUUUGCUCCUGAAGAGCCACGAGGGACAAUCUGCAACGUCAGAGAGCAGGAGAAAGGUGAAAUGGCCCAGCCUGCAUUUUUGGCCCAACCCCGGAGCCGCAGCCGAGGAGCGGGACGCAGCAACCCAGCCCCAUCUCCUGCCAGGAGGGUCCUUCCACCCCAGAGCAAACACAUGUGGAAGGUCUGAGGCCUCUCCCACCUGUGCCUGGACACCAUGGACGCGGAAGCCGUGCAGCCCCAGGAGGCUUCGCUGACGGUCAACGAGCAGGUUAUUGUCAUGUCCAGCCACGAAACUAUCCGAGUGCUGGAGGUGGGUGUGGACACCCCGCUCCCCGCCGAGGAGGACCAGAAACCCUUGGAGAUUCCCCCAGGGGAAGGGGCACAGGGAGAGCCCAGCCCGGCGGGCAGAGCGGAGCCCGAGCCCAGCACCCAGAGCCCCUGCAGUGAGGAGGUGCCUGGCAAAGCCAAACCAGCAGCCAGAGCCUCCCCCUCCACCAUCCCCUCCGGCGGCACCUUCAGCCACCCCACGAGCCAGCACCCUCAGACCUUGGCCCCGCUGGCCGUGCAAGCCCCCCCGCAGGUCUUGACUCAGGAAAACUUAGCAACAGUUGUGACAGGAGUAAUGGUUCCAGCAGGGACAGUUACUCAACCUCUUCUUAUCCCCAUCAGUAUUGCAGGUCAAGUGGCAGGUCAGCAGGGGCUGGCUGUGUGGACAUUUCCUACAGCAACGGUCGCUGCCCUUCCCGGAUUGACGGCGGCUUCUCCUACAGGGGGAAUUUUCAAACCACCUAUAGCCAAUUUGCAAGCCGCCGUGCUCAGCACGGCCAUCGCGGCUCCGGUGCCGCCCGCCCCGCCGCUGCAGGCUGCGGUCCAGCCCCGGGCCCCCCUCCAGCCCCCCGGCGUCUUCCCCGCCGCUCCCGGCCAGCCCCCCAUCCUGCCACAGCCCGCAGCAGCGCCCGCGCCGCCCGUGGCCAAGCCCUUGGAGCCGCAGACCCAGAUCACCGUCCAGCCUGCGGGAUUUGCCUUUAACCCCGGCAUAAUCAGCGCGGCCUCCCUGGGGGGCCAAGCCCAGCUCCUCGGCUCCUUGGCGGCCGCCCCCGUGAUCGCCAACGCCAUCUCCAGCGUGCAGGGCAUCACGGGCCAGAUCCUGACCAACGCCCAGGGCCAGGUGAUUGGGACCCUGCCGUGGGUGGUGAACCCCCCCGGGGUGGCAGCUGCCCCUGCCCCGGCUGCUCUGCCAGCUCAGAACCUGCAGGUACAGGCGGUGACGCCGCAGCUGCUGCUUAAUGCCCAGGGCCAGGUGAUCGCCACGCUGGCCAGCAGCACCAUCCAGGCGGCCACCGUCAAGAAAACCAGCACCCCUGAGCCCCCCGUCAAGAACGAGGUCCAGCCCAUCCAGCCAGCUCCAGCCCUCUCCCAGCCGGCCGUGGUGAUGGCAAACCCUGCCCCGGUGGCCAAGGCCUCCUCCGUGCCCGUCCCCAUCACCUGCACCGAGACCCCCACGGUCAGCCAGCUGGUCUCCAAGCCCCCAGCUCCCAACAGCAGCGCGGAGGAGGACGGGAUCAACCUGGAGGAGAUCCGGGAAUUCGCCAAGAACUUCAAGAUCCGCCGCUUGUCCCUGGGGCUGACGCAGACGCAGGUGGGACAGGCCCUGACGGCCACCGAGGGACCUGCCUACAGCCAGUCGGCCAUCUGCAGGUUCGAGAAGUUGGACAUCACCCCCAAGAGCGCCCAGAAGCUGAAACCGGUGCUGGAGAAGUGGUUGAGCGAAGCCGAGCUCCGUAACCAGGAGGGGCAGCAAAACCUGAUGGAAUUCGUGGGGGGGGAGCCCUCGAAGAAGAGGAAGCGCCGAACCUCCUUCACCCCCCAGGCCAUCGAGGCCCUCAACGCCUACUUCGAGAAGAACGCCCUGCCCACGGGCCAGGAGAUCACCGAGAUCGCCAAGGAGCUCAACUACGACCGCGAAGUCGUUCGCGUCUGGUUCUGCAACCGCCGCCAGACCCUCAAGAACACCAGUAAACUCAACGUCUUUCAGAUCCCCUGAAGGGGGGGGCAGGGAUGGGGAUGUGUGUGUGUGCCCCACCCCCCCCCUCACCCCCGCUGCCCACCCCGAACCUCCUGCCAUCAGCACUUUUUUUGCCACCGGCUCUGUCCCCCCGGCCCUGCGGUGGGUGCGGGGGUCUCCGCCCUCCCGCCGUGCCUGUAGGUGUGUCCGUGUGUCCGUCUGUCCCCUUUUCUUCUGCAUCACACAUGACCUAAGCAUGUUCGUGUCGGGUGUCACGCCUGCCUCGUGGCUCCUCUCGCCUGUGACGUGCCUGGCGACAGACCCUCUGCCUGUACACGCUGCCUGUCCUGGCCCCCCAAGUGUUGCAUAACCCCC